AGAGGCUGCAGAGACACUCUGCUCCGGGGGCGGGAGGCAGCUUUUCAACUCGCAAACAUCUUUUGCUUUAACAGCGAUUGUCAGGCUCGGGUGAUUCAUGUUAUUGAAUGGGGGCUGGGGAAUUGCAGGAUCCAAACCCGCCGCCUGUGUUACGCUGCCUCAGCCGGUUUUGUGUUUUAAAGAUAAGCUCCUGUUUUUCCUAAGCUGUCUGCCCAGUAGUUGCUGCAGUGUCCGGGUCCGCUCGGCCGCGGUUGCAAUGAGCAGGGAGGACGGUGCGGGAAAGCAGCGCCCUGCCCGGGGGCACAGCCACUUUCUCCCAGCCAAGUUCGUGCUGACGGCCUGCUCCGCUGCGGUGGCAGAACUAGUGACAUUUCCAAUGGAUCUGACUAAAACAAGACUUCAGAUUCAAGGAGAAGCAGUUCGCCGUCAUCCUAGAGGUGAUAAAACAGCAAAGCCUUAUAGGGGAAUGAUCCGGACAGCUGUUGGAAUAGUGAAAGAAGAGGGCCUGUUUAAACUGUGGAAGGGUGUUACUCCUGCCAUCUACAGACAUAUAGUGUAUUCUGGAGUACGGAUGGUGUCCUAUGAACAACUCCGUGAUUCUGUACUUUGCAAGGAUGAAGAUGGCUUUUUCCCACUGUGGAAAGCUGUUUUAGGAGGAAUGCUGUCUGGUGCUAUUGGUCAGUUUUUUGCCAGCCCAGCAGAUCUGGUGAAAAUCCAGAUGCAAAUGGAAGGGAAGAGAAGGCUUGAAGGAAAAGCACCCAGAGUCCAUGGAGUCUCCCAUGCUUUUGGGAAAAUCCUGUCGGAAGGUGGAAUCCGAGGUCUUUGGGCUGGAUGGGUACCAAAUGUACAGAGAGCUGCGUUAGUGAGUCUGGGAGAUCUAACUACCUAUGAUACAGUGAAACACUUCUUACUGCGGAACACAGCUCUGAAGGACAACAGUUUAUGCCAUGGCUUAUCAAGCAUUUGUUCAGGUCUAGUUGCUGCUACCAUGGGAACCCCUGCUGAUGUCAUUAAAACCAGGAUCAUGAAUCAGACAAGAGAUAAGCAAGGAAGGGGUUUACUAUAUACAUCCACAAUUGAUUGCCUGGUGAAGACAAUAAAGAGAGAAGGGUUGAUGUCAUUGUAUAAAGGAUUUCUGCCAACCUGGGCUAGAAUGGCACCUUGGUCAUUGACAUUCUGGCUCACGUUUGAACAAACCAGAAAAAUCACAGACCUCAAUUCAUUUUGACAUCUCUUCAGAGCUGAUUCCGAUUUAACUUCAGUGAAGUUUCUUUUGAGAACUGUAUCAUCUAGCACCAUGCAGCUUGGGGUAGACAGGAAAUGAAAAACGUUCCACUGAAACUAUUUCUCUGUGGUCACUCUGGCUAUCAGCACAGAUGUUUAACCUGUUAACUCCACUUAAGUUCAAUGUACUUUCGCUUCAGAAAAUUUCAGUUGUA
This is a messenger RNA of Carcharodon carcharias (great white shark), 1439 nucleotides long. It is a transcript of the gene slc25a27, whose product is annotated as solute carrier family 25 member 27. Lineage: Eukaryota; Metazoa; Chordata; Chondrichthyes; Lamniformes; Lamnidae. The transcript has 9 exons. Bases 98 to 1228 code for a protein of 376 amino acids. Gene Ontology annotation, biological process: response to cold. The record is from RefSeq and is a predicted model, not a curated record.